AUGAAGAGGAUAAAGUCUUCUCUAGGCUUUGCCUUGCUCCUAGCUACAACAACUAUCGCUGACCCCGGCUUCAACAUCAAUACCAACAACAUCGGACCCGGCGUGCAAGGAAGGAAGGUCGAUGACCUAGAGUAUGGCGCGGUGGAUGCAGUAGCCAGGGCGCAGAAAGAGAAAAGAGGAGGGUUGGCGGAUGCUGUGGAAAGGGUUGCGCAAAACCAACCACUCGAUAUCAGCUCUCUGCUCAAUGGUGCCGGUCAGGGACAGGGCGCAGCGGGAUCUUUGGCGGGUGGUCAACAGGGUGGUGAAGGCAUCGAUGCGAACGCGAUCAUCAACGGCUUAACGGGCGCUCAGCAAGGUGGAAGCAACAAUGCGAACGCCGCAGCAGCAUCGAAACAGGGUCAAGGUCAAGGUCAAAGCGCUGCCGGAGCUCAGGUCGGUGGUCAGUCAGGUGGCGAGGGCAUCGAUGCGAACGCGAUCAUCAACGGCUUGACGGGUGCGCAGCAAGGCGGGAAGAACAACGCGAACGCCACCGCCGCAUCGAACCAGGGUCAAGGUAUGGAAAAAGGCGCUGCCGGAUCCCUCAGCGGUGGUCAACAGGGAGGAGAAGGGAUUGACGCGAACGCGAUCAUCAACGGUCUCACAGGAGCGCAACAGGAUGGCGCCGGCAAAGCGAACGCUGCUGCAACUGGUUCCGGACAAAAUCAAGGGCAAGCUUCCGCCGAUCUGGGUGCCCUUCUCGCAGGACAAGACCAGCAGCAGAAUGGCAUCGAGGGUCUUGCCGCAAAUGCCCUUCUCAACGGUCUCGCACAAGGUCAGGGUCAGGGUCAAGGUCAAGGUCAAGGUGGAAACCGCCAAGGUGCCACUGGAGCCAACGCUGGAGACGCCAACAGCCUUGUAAACGACCUUUUGAACGGUGCAAGUGGUCAACAAAACGCCCCAGGCAUUGCUGACAUACUGGAUGGCCUCAACGGACAGAAGCAGGGCCAGGGAAAGGGCCAGGGCAACGGCGUAGAGAUCAUUCAGAUCAAGGAGACGAUCGUGCAACAGAUCAACGGAGGUGGAGCAGCCAAAGAAACCGUCAUUGAGAGUGCGGGUAACGCGAAAGAGACUGCUGCGGCGAAUGCUACGGUUACACUUGCUGAAUCUUCGCUGAUGCUCUCACUGCUGGGCUCUACCCAAUCUACCCAGGAAGGUGGCGCGAAAACGACAGCAGCAGAGACGACAGCAGCAAAUACAACAGCAGCAGGGACGUCCGCCGCUGCCGCAAUCACCGUCAUCGCAUCCGGCGGUACCGGUAACGGGGCGCAAGGGAAUGCCGCGAACGCAACGACCUCCGCGGCCAAAUCGAUCAACACGUCCGGUUUGAGCCAGGAUGGUCUCGUAGCAGGAACAACCACGAGUAAGGCUGGAAGUGCCGUCACCGUGGAAGCAGGAAGCGGAGGAGCCAACUCUACCAAAGCUGCUUCAGCUGCUGCUGGUGGAGUUACUGUCGUGGCUGGAAAUGGGAGUUCAACCUCUGUCGCAGCGGGACUGGCAACCAGCUCCACCUCUGCAGCUGCAGCGGGAGCAGCAGCACAAGCCAGCGCUAUCACUGUCGUGGCAAGCAACAGCACGGCAGCAGGCGCAGCUGCAAUUGCUCCUGGUCUACCCACAUCCUCGACAUCGGCUAAGUCUAUCAACUCUGCAGCACUCACUCAGGCCGGUCUUGUGGGAGCUACCACCGUCUCUGCAGCCAGCAGUGCAGUUACAGUCCUUGCUGGAAGCGGAGGAAACGGUACCGCUGCGGCAGCUGCGGCGAACGGUGGCCUAUGCAACUGUGCGUGCAGUUGCCCCGCAGCCGCAUUCCCUAUGUCCGCCCCCUCGGCCGCUCCCUUCCAGCUCAUGCCGGCGGCGAUGGGCUCGAUGAGCUCGCCUUCUACCAUGCAGACCCAGGCUGUCACAGUCGUUGCAGGCGGAAGCGCACCCGCCAACGCGCCUCAGGCCGCAGCCAGCUCCUCCGCCGCGGCGCCCAUCAACUCCGCCACGCUUACGACCGCCGGACUAGUUGGCUCGAGCACGACCUCUGCGGCGGCAGCUGGCGUUACUAUGCAGGCAAGUUCCGGAGCAAGUAGUGUUCCAGUGCAGUCACAAGUCGCCGGAUCAUCGACCGCGACGCUCCAGGAGAACAGGCUCCCGUUCGAUAUCUCGACCAUUGCGCUGCAGAGCAAGGUUACUGUCAACUUGGGUAAAAGGGCUGCACAGCCCACGGAAAAGAGGAGGUGGUUGUACUAG
Molecule: messenger RNA, 2271 nt
Organism: Didymosphaeria variabile
Lineage: Eukaryota; Fungi; Ascomycota; Dothideomycetes; Pleosporales; Didymosphaeriaceae
Exons: 3
Coding region: 1-2271 (756 amino acids)
Source: RefSeq, a predicted model, not a curated record